ACAUUCGUUGAAAUAGCUGAAAAAUAUAUAAUGAAACUUUCACAUCCCAAGUGUACAAUAGGGUGGAAAUAUGUUUUUUAACCGAUGCAAAUAGGAAAUUAAUUUGGAAAAUUUAUUAAAAAUAAUUUAAAUUUAUGAAAUUUUUACGAAAAUCCUUAUGUGAUUGACAAAAUAUAAACCUUGCUUGUUCAAUUUUUUUUUUUUUUUUGUUUUUGAAGGGGAACCUUGCUUGUUCAAUUGUGCUGUUGAUUUGAUUAACAAACUAAACGGCGCUGAACUAGAGUUAGGCGCUCAUCACGAAUUCACAUCCCUUGUUCAAAAAAUCCAAUUUCCAUAAACUCUUCUUCAGAUUCAACGCUAAAAUUCGACGCAAAACAUGUUCAACACCAAUAACAUCAUCAACAACAACAGCAUCUCAAUCCCAGUUUCCGACGAAGAUUCCGAUUAAUACACCGCAAGAAUGAGAGCCCGAGUCCGCCGGAAACGGAAGAAAUCGGCAAACUUCCGAUCCAACGCCGAAUUAACUCGUCGAAUCGUUAGGAAGCUCGCUAAAUGGUGGCCUCUCUUGGUUUUCCUUCCUGCUAUGGCGUUGCUUCUUUUCGAAGCUUCUCGACUCGGCCGGAGACACAGUCAUGAUGAAUUAAGCCAUGAAAGUAAAUUCAAUUUUACUCGGACGAUGCUGGAUUCACAUGUGGAUGUGAAAUUGAAUCGUCUUGACCCUAUUUAUCAUAAUGUCGGUGGUGUCAAAGAGCGUUGCUUGCCAAUCCUGUCAGCUGAUGAUCUUGAGAUUCUUGAUAUCCCUGCAGAAUUGAAAAGUUCAAAAGGUCCUGUUAAGAAUGUGAUAUAUAUUUCAGAAGAUAAUGACCCUUAUGCCGGAGAAAAUUCAACAUACUCUUUUCAGAAAAGAAAACCUGGAAGAUCUAGCUUAUUUACAGGGUACCAAUCACUAGUUCAAAGGGAGAAGAGUUUCAAGGUGACGGAAACUCCUGUGGUGCAUUGUGGUUUUUAUAGUGAAAAUGGAGGAUUUAAGAUGUCACUUGAGGAUGAAAAAUAUUUGCGAACUUGCAAGGUUGUUGUCUCUACUUGUGCAUUUGGCGGUGGAGAUGAUCUUUAUCAACCUAUAGGGAUGUCGGAGGCAUCCCUUCAAAAGGUCUGUUAUGUUGCCUUUUGGGAUGAGAUCACCCUUGCUACACAGGAAGCACAGGGGAGGAAAAUUGGUGAUGACCAUUAUAUUGGCAAGUGGCGGAUUGUGAUUGUCAAGAAUCUCCCUUUUCCUGACCAGCGGUUGAAUGGUAAAAUUCCUAAGAUGUUGGGCCAUCGGUUGUUUCCAAAUGCAUUAUAUUCCAUUUGGGUUGACUCAAAGUCUCAGUUUAGGAGGGAUCCCUUGGGCGUUCUGGAAGCACUGCUUUGGCGAUCGAAGUCUGUUCUUGCAAUUUCACAGCAUGGCGCUCGCAGUAGUGUGUAUGAUGAGGCUAAGGCUGUUGUCAAGAAAAAUAAGGCAACCCCAGAGGAAGUAGAGGUGCAACUUACUCAAUACCGCCUUGAUGGGCUUCCCGAAGACAAAAGAUUUAAUGGAAGGAAAGCUCUAGCUGAAGCUUCCAUCAUUGUUAGAGAACACUCACCCUUAACCAACCUGUUCAUGUGCCUUUGGUUCAAUGAAGUGGUUCGCUUUACAUCCCGGGAUCAGCUCAGCUUUCCUUAUGUUCUCUGGCGGCUGAAAGUCCUGAAUGAUAUUAACAUGUUCCCUGUAUGCACCCGCAAAGAUCUUGUUAAUAGUAUGGGACACAUACGCAAGGCAAAACCAUUAGUCACUUGAACUGCACUUACAAUUCUUUAACAUUUCUUUUUUAAGCUCGUUUUGGAGCUUGAUAGAAAGCAGGUUGUAGACAUUGACUGCUGAUAUGCUACAUCAAACAUGAUUAACUGGAGCCCGAUAAUGGAAAUGCUAUUCUACCUUGCCGUACAGUUCCUAGCCUCCAUACCACUGCUAGAGCUCUGAGCUGCAGAAUGUGAUGAUGCAGCGAGCCUCAUUCUUUCAAAUAUAACUGGUUUAGCAUCCAUGAAAGUCAAAGAGAAAGGAGAGAAACCUAGAGAGAGAACUGUACAUUUUAUGUUGUAAAUUUUAUUUUAUUUGAAUGUUUUUUCACAAGGCAUUAUUUUUUUUGUAUGUGAUGUAGGCUAUUCAUUUGUUUAACUAUACAAUUGCCUUAGAUUAGUUGAUUUGAGAGUUUGAGAUCUAACUAGCUUAUGGUCCAUUAUUGUUUUGACGAACACUUGUAAAAUCAGGAAAGAAAAAUAAAAAAAAAUUGUAUUUUCUCUGUUCCUUUUCUUUUCAUUGUUUCCUUGCCUUCGAUUUUAAAUGUAAUCUUGUGUUUGUGCGCGCGCUUGUCAUUGUACACUAGAAUUCUAUCUAUUAUCUAGGUUAAUAAAUUCAAUUUAUCCAUGAUGUCAAAAAAAAAAAAAAAAAAUCACUUUAUCUUUUCAUAAAGUUGGGUUCGAUAAGAAUAUACUUCUCCCGUUCCUUUUUAUUUUAUUAAAUAACAGAUGUUUAUGUAUCUCCUACAUAUUGAAGUAGCUCUUUGUUAUCAUGUUCCCGUUCUUUCAAAUGACUAGUUCUGGUAUGUGAAUGUGCGUAUUUUUGCUGUGUGGUCACAGUGAAUUAUCUCUUUAUACGGAUGCGUUUUUCACCUUUGGUUAAGUGAUCUUUAUUUUCUGUUACUGGGUACUCUUUCCUGAUACUUGUGUAAGAUAGAAGUUUGUUAGAUGGUUGAGCACAAUACCUUGCUCAACAUUUGUUCUCUAUUGUGAUGAGUGAGGUUGGCGUAAGGGCUGAUCAUCUGUCGGCGUAGGCAAGUGAUGAGUUUCUAUGACUCGAAUUCUUGUAUCUGAUCCUUAUAUACUCCAUUCAGGCAGGCUUACUUAUGUUUCUGAUUUUUUUUUUUUUUU
Molecule: messenger RNA, 2946 nt
Organism: Chenopodium quinoa (quinoa)
Lineage: Eukaryota; Viridiplantae; Streptophyta; Magnoliopsida; Caryophyllales; Amaranthaceae
Exons: 6
Coding region: 461-1816 (451 amino acids)
Source: RefSeq, a predicted model, not a curated record